This is a messenger RNA of Mesitornis unicolor (brown roatelo), 978 nucleotides long. It is a transcript of the gene EPYC, whose product is annotated as epiphycan. The record is from RefSeq and is a predicted model, not a curated record. The transcript has 6 exons. Lineage: Eukaryota; Metazoa; Chordata; Aves; Mesitornithiformes; Mesitornithidae. Bases 4 to 954 code for a protein of 316 amino acids. Gene Ontology annotation, molecular function: protein binding.
AGAAUGCAGACCUUUGUAAAUAUUUUUCUGGGAUUUUUUAUCUUUGAGUCUGUUGGAGCUGCACCUAUCACUGAUAACAUAAUUUAUGAUUCUGAGUUCUAUGAUGUACCACUUGGAGAACUGCCUCACCUAUUUGUCUAUGAUGAAAAUGAGCAAUCUGACCAAUUAGAGACAGAGAUUGGGACAGAACUACCUUCUGUAAUUCAAGAGAGUUAUUCUUCUGCUCCAUUGACAGAAGAACCUGAGGAGGAAGCAUCAACGCCAAAAUUAAUUGAUGGGUCUUCAGCACAGGGGUCUGGGGUUGCUGGACUCCAAACUCAAGACGAGCUUCCUACUUGCCUUUUGUGCAAAUGCCUAGGAACCACAGUCUACUGUGAUGAUCAUGAGCUUGAUGCUGUUGCACCAUUGCCUAAGAAAACCACGUAUUUCUACUCACGCUACAACAGAAUCAGGAAGAUCAACAGAAAUGACUUUGCUAACUUAAACAAUUUAAAGCGGAUUGAUUUGACUGCAAACUUUAUAUCAGAGAUCCAUGAAGAUGCCUUCCGGAGACUGCCCCAACUUGAGGAGCUGGUGCUCCGUGACAAUAGGAUAAGGCAACUCCCUGAGUUACCAUCUACCUUAAAAUUCAUCGAUGUCAGUAAGAACAGGCUUGGUCACAAGGGGAUACGUAAUGAGGCAUUUAAAGAUCUGCAUGAGCUGCAGCAUCUUUACAUUACUGACAAUAACUUAGAUCAUAUUCCAUUGCCGCUCCCUGAAAGCCUUCAAGCUCUUCAUCUUCAGAAUAACAACAUUCAAGAGAUGCACGAAGACACUUUCUGCAAAAUGAAAGAUUUUACUUAUGUACGAAGGGCGCUUGAAGACAUCAGACUGGAUGGUAAUCCCAUCAACCUGAGCAGAACACCAUAUGCAUACAUGUGUCUACCCCGUUUGCCAGUUGGUAACCUCAUCUAAGCUUUGACAGAAGCCAAUACUGUC